Messenger RNA from Monoraphidium neglectum, 2319 nucleotides. RefSeq lists its product as hypothetical. Gene Ontology annotation, cellular component: SWI/SNF complex; nucleus. The record is from RefSeq and is a predicted model, not a curated record. The transcript has 4 exons. Bases 1 to 2319 code for a protein of 772 amino acids. Gene Ontology annotation, biological process: regulation of transcription by RNA polymerase II. Gene Ontology annotation, molecular function: transcription coregulator activity. NCBI's taxonomy places the organism in Eukaryota, Viridiplantae, Chlorophyta, Chlorophyceae, Sphaeropleales, Selenastraceae.
AUGCGUAUGCAUGUGACGGGGGCAGCGUGGCCCUUGUUCGAUGCACCCACUGCGUCGACGGCCACUGCCGGCCUGCAGCAGCAGCAGCAGCAGCACCAGCAGCAGCACCAGCAGCAGCAGCACCAGCACCAGCAGCGUUCCAACAAGGUUCAGGCGCUAGCCCUCGCAUCCCAGCAACUGGAUGGCGACCACUUGAAAUGCCAGGCGCCCUCUUCAGCGGCGCGGCCGUGCCCGGAAGCGUCCAGUCUGACGGGGCCGGGUGAAAAAGCCGGCAGGCCGGACGCGGCCGCGGUCGCAGCCAGCGGCGCCCACGGCGGCGACCUAGGGGACGCCCUGCGCGUGCUGCAGCGCGCCGCUGAGCGGCCAGCGCCUCGCGCGGCUGCUGGCACGCGGUUUCGAGCCGCGGCGCACGCCCUAGCUGACGCCGCGCCGCGGCUGGCCACCGACCAGCUGGCUGCGGCUGCGAUUGCGGCCGCGCGCCUGGCCCCCGCCGCGCCCAGCAGGGGCGGCGGUUCCGCGAGCGGCAGCGACGCCGCCUUGCAAAGCGCAGGCGCAGGCGACACCGCGGGAGCGUUGGAGGCGCUGCUGCGCGCGGCAGAGGCGCGGCUGCCGGAGCUCACCCCGCAGCAGCUCACGGCGCUGGCCGCGGCGUGGCCACCCGAGGCGCCUUCGCACAACGGCCGUGGCGGCGGCUGGGUGGCGCUGCUAGAGGCGGCGCUGCGGCGGCGGCAGGCACCCGGCGUCGCUUGGCAGCCGGACUCGGUCGCUGACGUGGCGCGUGCCCUGCUGCGCCACCGUGCACCAGCCGGCAGCAGCGCGUACCUGGCCCUUGCGAUGCUGACCAUCGAGGCCUCCUCACGGCGCCGGCAAGAGCAGCAGCAGCAGCAGCAGCAGCAGCAGCAGCAGCAGCGAGGGCUGCCCGGCACGGGCGCUCAUGGCACAGAAGCAGCAGCUUCGACGCCCCCUGUGUUUGCGCCUGAGCAGCUUGCAGGGGUGGCGCGGGCCUUUGCGGAGGCUGGGCACUACAACCAGGCGGUCUUCGAUGUGCUCUGCAGUGAGGCGCUCGCACAUUUGCGCGCCAGCGGCUGGCGGCUGGCGGCCGACGCACCCCUCUCCCCUUUGGGACGGCCCCGCGCCGCCUCCGGCGGCGGCGGCAGCUGCGGCUUCACUCCGGGCCAGCUCGCCGCGUUUCUGAGCAGCUGCGCGACGUCGCGGCACUUUGACGCGCGGCUGCUGCAGGGCGCGGCGGACGCGCUGUCGCGCUGCAGGGGGGACGUCGCCCUAGUGCACACGGCCCAGGUGGUCAACGCCCUGGCCACCCUGAACGUGAUGGACGCGGCCCUCUCCGCGCGCGCCUCGGCGGCGGCACAGCAGUGGAUGGCGGCCUCGAUGGCCGAGGCGUCGCUGCAUCGAGCGCCGCCGGGCCCUCAGCAGGGCAGAGAGCAGCAGCAGCAGCAGCAGCGCGAAUCGGGCGCGGGCGCGGUGCUGGACAUCGCGUGGGCCUUCGCCACGACGCACAACUGCGACGACGCCUUCUUCCAGCUACUCUGCAGGUGGCUGGCGUCGCCCGCCGCGCCGCGCUGCGGGCCGGACGCGCUGGCGCGGCUGUUCGACGUGCAGACCGCGCUAACCGACGCCGCCGCGGGCGGCUCCCACCCCGGGCUGCUGUCCGCGGCGCUCCCGCCCGGGCUCCUCGUCGCGGCGCGCGCCGAGUGGCUCGAGCGGCGCGCGCGCGGGGCCGCCGGCGGUGGGGACGGCAGCUUUGGGCGCGCGGCGGGGUUUCAAGGGGAGGUGUACUCGGCAUUGCAGGGGCUGGGGCUUAAAGUGUCGCUUAACAUCCCGACAGCCUGCGGCAUGCACGUGCUCGACGCGAUCGUCCGUGUCCCAAGCGCGGCCCGCAGCGGCGGCGGCGUCGGCGGCGGGAGCGGCGAGGGCGCCGGGCGCUCGUCGGCGUCGCGGUCGCUGGCGCUGUCGCUCGACGGGCCGGGGGCGUUUGCGGCCAACGCGCCGCGCAGUCCGCUGGGGGCGACGGCAGCGCGGUGGCGGGCGCUGCAGGCGCGAGGGCUGCGGGUGGUCAGCGUGCGCUGGACGGACUGGGCGCGCUUGAAGGGCUCGGCCGCGCAGCAGCAGCAUUUGUGGGACGCGCUGGCAGCCGCGCCGCAGGCGCCGGGGAUCUUCGCGGCGUCAGACGCGGCCCCGGGGCGCAGCAGCGCCGGCGGCAGCAACAGCAGCGGCGGCGCCCCGGAGGGCGCGGCGCAGAGCGUGCGGCGGAUGGCCAGCCAGUGGUGGCGGCUGUUGCUGGAGGGAGGCGGCGGCUGA